AUGCAGAGCACACUCCUCGCUUCGUGGUACCGCGAGCCUGGCUUCUACCAGUUGGAGAGGCGGGCCAUCUUCAGCAAAUCAUGGAUCAUGAUCUCGCACUCCUGCCAGUUCGAUGAGCGAGGAAAGUACGCCCGCUAUGAGAUGGCCGGCUACCGUUUCUUCUCGUACAGUAUGAACGGAAACUUGGCCAAGGCCCCUCGUUUUGACCAGGUGGAGGGCUUCAAGAAGGAAGACUAUAAACUUUACAAGGUUCACACUCACAUCGAUGACCUCGGAUUUCUCUGGGUCAAUCUCGACGCUGCUGAGACACCCACUUUCAGUUGGGAGGAGCAGUUCGGUGUCGCGAGAUUCUCCAGAUUUUCCUGGCUCAUGGCCAAGCUAACAAGUGUCCACAGCCCCAUCUUCUUCUACACGAUGUCCAUCGUCCCAACAUCUGCAACCACCAGCCUGAUGCGAUACGAAGUCUAUCGAUCCAAGACGGCGACCCCAGAGCAGCUGAAGGAAAAGCUCGACUUCAUCGCCCAGGUCGAGGGCGAGGAUAAGUGUCUCGCCAACGGAGCCCAGGGCAACCUGAACAGCGACACGUACACCACGGGGCCGUUCCACCCGGAUGUCGAGGGAAGGAGUCACCUACGUAGUGAAUCUUCUGAAGAAGGUUCUGCGUGA
Molecule: messenger RNA, 666 nt
Organism: Diaporthe citri
Lineage: Eukaryota; Fungi; Ascomycota; Sordariomycetes; Diaporthales; Diaporthaceae
Exons: 3
Coding region: 1-666 (221 amino acids)
Molecular function (GO): 2 iron, 2 sulfur cluster binding
Source: RefSeq, a predicted model, not a curated record